AUGGCUCCAAAUGUAGCCAAAGCCCUGGAUCUCAUCGAUGCCGCCCACAGAGAAGACCCUAACAAGAUCGAGGUCAACGGCGAGUCCAUACCCUACGAGCUUCACUACGCGCAAAUGAUGACCGAAUUUCUUGACCUCCACACCCCUAAUGCGGACUCUCUUCUCGUCACAGCCGCCCGUGCACAGCAUUUUCGUCGUUGGGAAGUCCCCCGCGAUACCUACCCCAGGACAAAACCCGGCUAUUUUGCAUGGAGGACGUUCCUGAAAAAGAGACAAGCUGAACAGGUCAAGCAGUUGUGCCUGGAGUGCGAAUACAGCGUAGAAGAGGCGGACAAAGUUGCGGGCUUGAUUGCCAAAGAAGAUCUCAAGAAGGGUGAAGGUGAGGGAGAUCCAGAUGCGCAAAUUAUCGAGGACGUGGCAUGUUUGGUGUUUCUGGAUGAUCAGUUCGACGAGUUUGAGAAGGGUCACGAUGAGGAUAAGAUCAUCAGCAUACUACAGAAGACUUGGGUCAAGAUGGGAAAACGCGGUCAAGAACUUGCGUUGGCUAUGGAUCUGAGCGAUCGAGCCAAAGAACUUGUCACCAAGGCUCUGUCAGGCUGA
Rhinocladiella mackenziei CBS 650.93 is the source of this 600-nucleotide messenger RNA. RefSeq lists its product as uncharacterized. The record is from RefSeq and is a predicted model, not a curated record. Bases 1 to 600 code for a protein of 199 amino acids. NCBI's taxonomy places the organism in Eukaryota, Fungi, Ascomycota, Eurotiomycetes, Chaetothyriales, Herpotrichiellaceae. The transcript has a single exon.